Colius striatus (speckled mousebird) is the source of this 6594-nucleotide messenger RNA. It is a transcript of the gene WASHC4, whose product is annotated as WASH complex subunit 4. Gene Ontology annotation, biological process: endosomal transport; endosome organization. Gene Ontology annotation, cellular component: WASH complex; endosome. The transcript is spliced from 33 exons. NCBI's taxonomy places the organism in Eukaryota, Metazoa, Chordata, Aves, Coliiformes, Coliidae. Bases 58 to 3579 code for a protein of 1173 amino acids. The record is from RefSeq and is a predicted model, not a curated record.
GGAAGUCCCGUGCUCCUGAGUCAGGGGAGGAGGGGGAGCUGCUGCCGGGCGCUGGUCAUGGCGUUAGAGACCCUCUCCCCGGACUGGGAGUUCGACCGCCUCGACGACGGCUCGCAGAAAAUUCAUGCCGAAGUGCAGCUGAAGAGUUACGGAAAAUUUCUCGAGGAAUAUACAUCUCAGCUGAAAAGAAUUGAAGAUGCUUUGGAUGACUCUGUUGGAGAUGUUUGGGACUUCAGUCUUGAUCCCAUUGCGUUAAAGCUUUUGCCAUAUGAGCAGUCCUCCUUACUGGAGCUCAUAAAGACAGAAAACAAGGUUCUAAACAAAGUGAUAACUGUGUAUGCUGCUCUUUGCUGUGAAAUCAAGAAGUUAAAAUAUGAGGCAGAAACUAAAUUUUAUAAUGGCCUCUUGUUUUAUGGAGAAGGAGCCACAGAUUCCAGUAUGGUAGAGGGAGAUUGCCAAAUACAGAUGGGAAGAUUUGUUUCAUUCUUGCAGGAGCUGUCUUGCUUUGUUACCCGGUGUUAUGAAGUAGUGGUGAAUGUAGUGCAUCAGUUGGCCGUCCUGUAUACCAGCAACAAGAAUUUACCUAAAAUUAUAGAGACAUCUGGAGUUCAUUUUCAGGCAAUGUAUGAGCAUCUGGGAGAGUUGCUCACUGUCUUAAUCACUCUGGAUGAAAUAAUUGGCAAUCAUGCCACUCUGAAAGACCACUGGACCAUGUAUAAGAGGCUGUUAAAAUCUGUCCAUCACAACCCUUCUAAAUUUGGGAUUCAAGAAGAUAAACUAAAGCCAUUUGAAAAGCUGCUGUUAAAACUGGAAUGCCAGUUACUUGACGGAAUGAUAUUUCAGGCCUGUAUAGAGCAACAGUUUGAUUCUGUAAAUGGUGGAGUGUCGGUGUCGAAGAACAGCACAUUUGCUGAAGAAUUUGCUCAUACUCUUCGCACAGCUUUUGCAAAUGUUGAAACCAAACUUGGUGAACCUUCAGAAAUUGACCAGAGAGAUAAAUAUGUGGGCAUCUGCGGCCUCUUUGUACUGCAUUUUCAGAUUUUUCGGACCAUAGACAAGAAAUUUUACAAGUCAUUGUUGGAUGUCUGUAAAAAGAUACCAGCCAUUACAUUAACUGCUAACAUUAUCUGGUUUGCUGACAACUUCCUGAUUCAGAAGAUGCCAGCUGCUGCCAAACUUCUGGACAAGAAAAGUAUUCAUACAGUUAAAAUGCAAAGGGAGAACUUUCUGCAGCAGAAGGCACAGUCACUUACCAAAGAUAUGCACUCCUAUUAUGUUUUUGUGAGCUCAUGGAUGACAAAAAUGGAGUCGAUCUUGUCAAAGGAGCAACGCACAGAUAAGUUCACUGAAGCACUUUCUAACCGUUGCAACGUCUUUAUCCAGGGUUUUCUUUAUGCAUACAGCCUUAGCACCAUCAUUAAAACUACAAUGAAUCUGCACAUGUCAAUGCAAAAACCUAUGACCAAAACUUCAGUGAAAGCUCUAUGCAGACUCGUGGAACUUCUGAAGGCAAUAGAACACAUGUUUUACCGAAGAAGUAUGGUUGUGGCAGAUUCUGUGACACACAUCACUCAACAUCUGCAGUAUCAGGCUCUUCACUCUAUUUCUGUAGCCAAGAAAAGAGUCAUUUCUGAUAAAAAGUAUAGUGAGCAACGCCUGGAUGUCCUCUCUGCUUUGGUGUUGGCUGAGAACACCCUCAAUGGGCCAAGUACAAAACAGAGGCGACUAAUAGUUUCCCUUGCGUUAAGUGUGGGAACACAGAUGAAAACUUUUAAAGAUGAAGAACUCAUUCCCCUUCAGUUAGUUCUGAAAAAACUGGACUUGAUCAGUGAACUCACAGAGCGAAUUCGAGCACAAUGUGACUGUUGUUUCUUAUACUGGCAUCGAGCAGUGUUUCCAAUCUAUUUAGAUGACGUCUAUGAAAAUGCAGUUGAUUCUGCUAGACUGCAUUAUAUGUUUAGUGCACUACGGGACUGUGUGCCUGCUAUGAUGCAUGCAAGACACUUGGAAUCUUACGAGGUGCUUCUGGAAUGCUACGACAAAGAAAUCAUGGAAGUGCUCAAUGAGCACUUACUGGACAAAUUAUGUAAAGAGAUAGAAAAGGACCUGCGCUUAUCAGUUCAUACACACCUAAAGCUGGAUGACAGAAACCCCUUCCGAGUUGGUAUGAAGGAUCUAGCUCACUUUUUCUUUCUGAACCCAAUACGUUUCUUCAAUCGAUUCAUUGACAUAAAAGCUUAUGUGACUCACUAUUUGGACAAGACCUUCUACAACUUAACAACUGUAGCUCUUCAUGACUGGGCCACCUACAGUGAAAUGAGAAACUUAGCAACUCAACGCUACGGUUUGAGUAUGACUGAAGCACAUCUUCCCAGCCAGACUCUGGAACAGGGUCUGGAUGUUUUGGAAAUCAUGAGAAAUAUCCACGUUUUUGUAUCCCGCUACCUCUACAAUCUGAAUAAUCAGAUCUUUGUUGAAAGAACAAGUAAUAACAAACACUUGAACACUAUCAAUAUCCGGCACAUUGCUAAUUCGAUUCGAACUCAUGGAACGGGAAUCAUGAACACAACAGUAAACUUCACUUACCAAUUUUUGAGGAAAAAGUUUUAUAUUUUUAGCCAGUUCAUGUAUGACGAACAUAUCAAAUCCAGACUUAUCAAAGACAUCAGAUUCUUCAGGGAAGUCAAGGAUCAAAAUGAUCACAAGUAUCCCUUUGAAAGAGCGGAUAAAUUCAACCGAGGCAUCAGGAAACUUGGAAUAACCCCGGAUGGCCAGAGCUAUCUUGACCAAUUCAGGCAACUCAUAAGUCAGAUUGGCAACGCUAUGGGUUAUGUACGAAUGAUCAGAUCUGGUGGACUUCACUGCUGCAGCAGUGCAAUUAGGUUUGUUCCUGAUCUGGAAGACAUCGUUAACUUUGAAGAGCUGGUGAAAGAAGAAGGACUUUCGGAAGAAACACAGAAAGCAGCAAGGCAGCUGGACUCUGUCCUCAGUGACCUCACACGUAACUUUGCGGAAGGGACAGAGUACUUCAAAAUGCUGGUGGAUGUAUUUGCUCCCGAGUUCCGCAGCCCGAAGAACAUGCACUUGAGGAACUUCUACAUAAUUGUUCCCCCCUUGACUCUCAAUUUUGUAGAGCAUUCCAUCAGUUGCAAGGAAAAAUUGAAUAAGAAGAACAAAAGUGGAGCAGCUUUCACUGAUGAUGGAUUUGCCAUGGGUGUGGCUUACAUUCUGAAGCUUUUGGAUCAGUACCAGGAGUUUGAUUCUCUGCACUGGUUCCAGUCUGUCAGAGAGAAGUAUGUGAAGGAAAUCAGAGCAGUAGCUAAGCAACAGAGUGUGCAGUCUACUAAUCAAGAUGAAAAACUGCUACAAACUAUGAACCUUACCCACAAGCGACUGGAAGUUUGUUUACAGGAAUUUGAACUCCUUUAUUUCUCACUGAGUAGCGCAAGAAUUUUUUUCAGAGCAGAUAAAACAGCAGCAGAAGAAAACCAGGAAAAGAAAGAAAAAGAAGAGGAAUCUGCUAAAGCAAGCAACGGAGACCUUUCCAGCUCCACACCUGCAGAUCCUGUUGUGAAAUGAUACGGCUGGUAUGGGUGACGAUUCCUUACUCAUGUAAUUCCUUUCCUUCUUGUUACCAGUAACACUCUGUAGGGGUUAAAGCUCUAGAUUUGCUCUCUCUGUUAAACCCAAGACAAAAUGUACGGUAGUAUACUAGCAUCCAGUGAGGCUAGGUCUGUGUUUGCCUGUAUUUCCUGUAGAAACUCCUAUUUUUCAGGAGUUUACAUUAUUUAUGGCACUUUCUUUAGACUGAAAAUUAUAUAAACCAUUGACCUUGGAGGUUAAAGCACAGAUGUGCAGAAAACAAAAAAAUCCUACUAAUUUUUAGAUGCAUUCUUGCAUCUCUAACACACCAUUUAAUAAAAACCCAAACCAAGACUCAUAGGUGUAAGAUUUGAACUGUUGCAUCUCUUCAACCAUAAAAAAUGAAAAGUAAUUGAUUCAGUGUGUAUCUGUUGUCCAAAAAUUAAUUCAGACACGUUUGUAUGCAGUCCCCCUUGUAUUUAAUGCAGUCACAGAUUACACUGGAGCUGUAACAGUGUAUGUUGUGAAUAGAUGUUAAAGCUAUUGCACAAAACGGAAAUCCUUCCUAACGAUUUAUUUCUUAAACCCUUCUUAUGACUAUAGAUAGUGUUUGUGCUGUGGGGACCUGGGAUCCUCUCUUCUUCUCUUCUGCUGUAUUUCCCCCCAGUAUCAGAGAAUGAGGAAACCAGAAAAGUUAAUAAGUUACUUCUCAUUUCAUACCGAAGGUCUGAUUUGCAUCCAGAGACGUAAGGAAAUCCAGAGCCAAGACAGAACCACAAUCAGCUCUUCCUUUUAUGACCAGACACUGUGUGUGAUGGGUGUCUGUAACGAUUAAGUGAUCUUACACUUGAUGAAUAUGUUGUGCCUAAUUGCAAGUUUCAGCCUCAAUUCUGUAUUUCCUCGCCUUUGCAGGUCUGUUGUACUGUCUGUGUUGUUUGUCCAGUCUGACAUGUCUGGUUGCUAACAAUAAUUGCACUGCAGGCUUCAGGAGCUGCUGAACACUGUGAGAACUCUGUAUAAAUGUAACAUCCAAUCAUGCCUGCAAGUAGAGGUUGUAGGUUGUGCAGAUUCCUUACUUAGGUAGCCAGACUUAGGCUUGAAAGUGUAACACCCCUUUCAUUAAAAGAGACAGUCGUGUUUUCAUCUCCCAGGACAUAAAACACUUCUAGGUCUUUACUAAUAAACUCUUCUUUUGUCUCUUCUAAUAACAAAAAAAGUAAUGUUUUAAUGGCUGAAGUUGUUCCACUCACCUUGGGUCACUGGUUAAGACAGUUCCUGAUGUAAUUCUGAUUGGACCUUUCCUGCCAGUCACCUCACCACCCAGAAGGGUUUUGUUGCAACUGGAAAGACCAGAGUGAUAUCACAGUCCUCUGGUUGCUUCUGAAAACAUGACCUAGAAGCAAGACUGUGUACAUGGGCUGGGCUCAUUAAGGGUUUUCUUUUUAACUUGUUACAACUGCAGAGACUACCCUAAAGAAGACAGAAUCACUUGAGUUGUAGUUUUGCUUCUGUUUUGCUUCUUAUUUUGAUAUAGGCCUUUUUUUUCUGUACUUUGUAUCCACUUUGCUUUUUGACCAAAUGGUGCCUGCCCUGAGCGCUCAGGCACGCUGCUCAGAUCUGUCGUGGCUGCUGCUGCUCCUUUCCACGCUGUGCAGCUGCAGUACAGGCAUUUCCAUAUUCCUUUCUCAUCCCAAGUGACAUCAGUUCUUGGCUUGGAGAGGCCAAAUGCUACCCAUCCAGCAACUGCAGGGUGAGGUGUCAGUGGUGGUUGUCUCCCCCAGGAUGGGGUUGCUAGGGAGCUAUCAACAGUUGGGACAUUACCUUCUCCUGGUUUUCUGGAAAGAAGCUGUUUCAGGAUAGGUAAGAGUUGAACAUCAACUGAACUGUGCAUUUCCUUCGUGUGCAGUGGUUAACAGAUUCAUGUGCUUCUGGUGGUGGAAAUUCUCCAGGAAAGACGUGAGGCUGUUUUUAUAGAACCCUGUUUAAUCUGGGAGCCCUGAAUGUAUACUGUAUGUGGCAAAAGUAUAUACAUACAUACAAAAUAUGUACAGUGAUAAUAGAGCUAUUCUUGCUAAUACAGGAGUCUAGUUUAUUGUUCCUUCUUUCUUUGUGUUGUAUGGCAGCAUAUACCUGCAGAAAGCUUUUCUCAUCUGAAAGAUAAGGUGGGUCCUGGAUAGGGAGGUCGUGCACUCCUUUGAGAGGCACGAAAUCCUUCUUUGCCCCACAGGGAUCGGGAAGGAGUGCAAAAUUCUUGCUGUGGUGCUACUGCUAUUUUCAUUGCUUUUGCCUUCCUGUUCCAGUUAGAGGAGCAAAAUGGACCCUUCAGAGGUUGUCUGGAAAAGAGAUGAGGGAGCUAAAACACCACCACAAAACCCCCCAAACGGAACUCAACGUGCUUGCUCAAUAUUCCCAGAGGUGAUAAAGUGAGGAUAAGUUUGCUGGAGGGAUGUAAAUCUCUUGUUGGUGUUUUUCCUUCCUGGCUGGGGCAGAGCUGUGGUGGGAAGCCACUCUCUACCUGAGGAGGCAGCUCCCCUGCUGCCCUCACAAGACUGUUGCAGGCACAAGGGGCAGCAGCUGCCCUUCCCGAGGUUUCACACCCUGCUUCUGAGAAGGUGCCAGAAGGCAGGGGUUACCUUCCCCUGGCUGUGGUGAUCAGGGAGCAGAGCUCUGCUGAGGCCCAGCUCACUGUUAGUCCCAAGAGCCAAAGGUGUUGGUGUUACUGGGGGAAGCAUGGGCCUAGCAGUGCCCCCCUGCUUUUGGCUGAGGGGUGCAUUGGAAGGGAGGGCCUCAAGGGGGCUGUAAGCAGAAGUAAAUUAACUUGAGUUUUCACCUGGUGUCCAUCAACAACAGCUGUUUUCAGCUUCUCAGGUACAAAGGACCAAAUUGUAACACUUAACUGUUUCCUAACUCAUUGUACAAAGGGGUAUUUUGUUACCUCCGUCUCUUUGGUCUGUGAGUAGAGAACAUUCUGUACAUAAAACUGUGUUAAUAAAUGCAAUUUUGAGAACUUCA